GUACGCGUUUUCCAAAGCUUUUCUUUUUUUUUUUUUCUUCUCUUCUCUGUUCCCUGGGUCCAAUAUAACAGCUCGCUAACGAGCGAACACAGUUUCUGAAAAAUUCUCUUCUUCUUCUUCUUCUUCCUUUUAUUAUUACUAUUUUCUAUUCUGUUAUUUGAUUAUUUUAGUCUCAGAUAUUUCCAGUUUCGGCUUCUUCAGUUCAAUGCCUAUCUGAAGCUUUUGAUUUCUCUCUUCAUAAGUUUUGGGCUCAGCUUAUACUAAUCCUCUUGUCGGUUAAGUUUUCUUUAGCUUUCAUGGACAAGAGGAACUGGAAAUUCAGCAGGUUUGGUGUUCUUCUGCUGUUUUUGCUCUACCGGAGCUUUAUUUUGUGUUGGUCGCUCAACGACGAAGGUUUGGCGUUGUUGAAAUUUAGAGAGAGAAUAGUGAGUGAUCCGUACGGCGCGUUGAAGAACUGGAAGGAUGAAGAUGGAGUUGUUGAUCCAUGUCCUUGGUUUGGAGUUGAGUGCUCUGAUGGAAAAGUUGUAAUUUUGAACUUGAAAGAUCUUUGUCUUGGAGGAACACUAGCACCUGAUCUCAGAAACCUUUUUCACAUAAAGUCUAUUAUUUUGCGCAACAAUUCUUUUACCGGCGUAAUUCCUGAAGGAAUUGGAAAGUUGAAGGAGUUGGAGGUGCUAGAUUUUGGAUACAAUAAUGUCACCGGACCACUUCCACCUGAUCUUAGCAGCAAUCUCUCCCUGACAAUCCUUCUCCUGGACAAUAACAGCCUUCUCGGCAACUUAUCACCUGAAAUUCAACAACUGAAAACGCAUUCUGAAUUUCAAGUGGAUGAAAACCAACUAGAGACUGCAGAUAAAGGAUCAUCUUGCAAUAAAAGAUCAACCAUGUGGAAUUCUGUUCAAACUGAAAAUGCAAUCAACAAGCGACAGCUGCAAGUGACCAGUGCCCCUCAAGAAAUUGGAUCACCAUACUUACGAAGCCGUUUCCUUUUUCCGCCACCACCUCCUGAAUCUGGACAUGGGAAAUUUGUGCCACCACCAUCUUUGCUUUUGCCUUCCCCACCUGUGAAUGUUCCUUCCCCAUCUCCUCCACCGGAACCAAAUCCGCCUUCCUCUUCUCCCCGUGCAAAUGAUUCUUUUCCAUCUCCACAGGAACCAAAUCCGCCUUCACCUUCACCAAUUGGUGCUGCUUCAAGAUCCUCUAAUAGUUCUAGCAAAAAUAUUGCAAUAACUUCUGGAGCCAUAGGGGGUACUCUAUUUGUCAUUUCCAUUAUCAUCAUAUAUGUCUGUAAAAUUAAUAAGGCUACUGUCAAACCCUGGGCCACAGGAUUGAGCGGGCAGCUUCAGAAAGCAUUUAUAACUGGUGUGCCAAAGCUUAGGAGAUCUGAGCUUGAAGCAGGCUGUGAAGAUUUCAGUAAUGUAAUUGGUUCUUCACCAAUUGGCACACUGUACAAGGGAACAUUGUCCAGUGGUGUUGAAAUAGCUGUGGCCUCAGUAGCAGUUACAUCUUCCAAGGACUGGCCUAGGCAUUUAGAAGUUCAAUUUAGGAAGAAGAUUGAGACAUUAUCCAAAGUGAAUCACAAGAAUUUUAUCAACCUUCUUGGAUAUUGUGAGGAGGAGGAGCCCUUCACAAGAAUGCUGGUUUUUGAAUAUGCUCCAAAUGGGACACUCUUUGAACAUUUACACAUUAAAGAAUCUGAACACCUGGACUGGGGAAUGCGGUUGAGAAUUGCAAUGGGCAUGGCGUACUUCCUCGAGCAUAUGCACCAGCUGAACCCCCCAAUAACUCACAACAAUCUGACCUCUUCAGCCAUUUCUCUUGCUGAAGACUACGCGGCCAAAAUUUCAGAUUUCAGUUUUUCAAAUGUGAUAACAACUAAGAUGGAAUCAUCUGGCAAAAAGUUCUUGGAUACUCCAAUGGCACAUCCAGACAGUAAUGUUUAUAGUUUUGGUGUGGUGUUAUUUGAAAUGGUAACAGGCAGAAUACCUUACUCAGUGGACAAUGGCUCACUUGAACACUGGGCAUCAGACUAUUUGAGAGGGGACCAACCCCUUAAAGACAUGGUUGAUCCGACUCUAGACUCCAUUGAAAAGGAGAAGGUGGAAAGAAUUGGUGGAGUGAUAAAAUCUUGUGUCCACCCAGAUCCAGAGCAAAGACUAGCAAUGAGAGAAGUCACUGCAAAAUUAAGAGAGAUAACAGGAAUAACGCCAGAUGCAGCAACACCAAAACUCUCUCCUCUUUGGUGGGCAGAGCUUGAAAUUUUUUCACCAGAUGCUAGCUAAAAUAGGAAGACCAGACUGUAAGUACGAGCUUAAGUUCUCAUUGGCUCUAGCAUAUAGUUGGCGAGGCACAAAAAAGCAGUUACCUAUAAGUUUAUACUCGUGUCUGAGAGUUGCUUGUAUAUAACUUAGGAAGGGCGGAAAUAUGGUAAAUGCUUUCCAUUUUCUUUUAAUAUUUUAUUUCUUUUGGAUUUUCUCUUUGGAAUCUGGUGUGAAUGCAACACAAGCACAUCUAUAUACAGGGUUGUUAGCGA
Molecule: messenger RNA, 2533 nt
Organism: Hevea brasiliensis (rubber tree)
Lineage: Eukaryota; Viridiplantae; Streptophyta; Magnoliopsida; Malpighiales; Euphorbiaceae
Product: inactive receptor-like serine/threonine-protein kinase At2g40270
Exons: 9
Coding region: 297-2282 (661 amino acids)
Biological process (GO): protein phosphorylation
Molecular function (GO): ATP binding; protein binding; protein kinase activity
Source: RefSeq, a predicted model, not a curated record